Strongylocentrotus purpuratus (purple sea urchin) is the source of this 2610-nucleotide messenger RNA. RefSeq names its product carbohydrate sulfotransferase 15-like. NCBI's taxonomy places the organism in Eukaryota, Metazoa, Echinodermata, Echinoidea, Camarodonta, Strongylocentrotidae. The transcript has 8 exons. The record is from RefSeq and is a predicted model, not a curated record. Bases 216 to 1670 code for a protein of 484 amino acids. Gene Ontology annotation, molecular function: N-acetylgalactosamine 4-sulfate 6-O-sulfotransferase activity. Gene Ontology annotation, biological process: hexose biosynthetic process.
CGACAACGACAACGACGAUGACGGUGAACAAAUAUCCUUACGUCACCCACGUUGGAGGGCUGCGCCUGCGCACUAUAUAUUUGUGUGGACAUAAUUUUGGCUCAGCUCACAGAAAACGUACAGCCGAUAACCGUACUACAUGUAUAUUGUACCAAGGAGUUACCAGCAUAUAGGCUCGGGGCUCGAGAAAGGGACGAGAACUGUGAGAACACUAGAUGUGCAGUGGAAAGACCUCCCAAACAUAUAAUUUCUGCUUUAUUGAUGCCUGCACGGCUGCACCUACAUCUAUGCUAGCUAAUUUGUUUGGAUUCUUUCAUCAAUCUUUCAUCAUGAGGACCCGCAUGAGGAAACAUAAAGUGACGUUUGUUGUCAUUUUGGUGAUCAUAUUCUGCGUGGUAUUUGUUCGGGUAUACACUGAAUCCAGAGAUGAAUCACCGAAAGCGAUUGGCCAAUCUAUCCAGAAGGAGUAUACCAAGGGCAGAGGGGAACCACAUGACCAGGGGCGUGAUACACGGGUUCGAAUUUCUCCUAUUGCUGACCCAGACUUGUCAGAAGAUUUGAGUAAAGUGGAGCAUGGUGGGAUAGGAAUGGAUGCACAUACCUCACCCAAAAUCCAAACGCCAUUGUUACGUCAUAUUGCUUCUGACAUCAUCAGCAUGAAACCCGAUAUUUUCGAGACAGUUCCUCGUCAGUUUUUGCCGGAUUACAAGAGUCCAUGUUGGUUCAACAAACAGAAUGAACUCUACUGCUUGCCAUAUUUCUAUAUCAUUGGCGUGGAUAAAUGCGGUACGACAGAUCUGUGGGAUAAGAUCACCCAACACCCAGAUGUCCUGGCAAGUGUCCCGAAGGAACCACAUUGGUGGGGUAAACGUAGGCAUGGAUGUGAACAACCCCCAAUUCACCAAAAGGAAGCGCGACAAAUAAGCAAGAUGAUAGGAGAGAAAAACGACUCGUCUAUUGAAUGGUAUCUCAACUGGUUCAAGACUUUUGGAGUUAAGUCGAUUGAGUCAAGUCCUUCUCAGAACGCUGACGGUGAUGUCACUUUCCCCAAGGUUUUCUGCGAUGCAUCCAUCAGUACGUGUUUUAACAUUGGGAAACCUUGGGAAGAAGGGAACUAUACCAAUGCUGACCUGAUCCACGCGGUCCAACCACAGGCUAAAAUCGUCAUGAUCAUCAGAAAUCCAACUCAAAGAUUUUUUUCGGGGUUCAUGUACAACAGCAUGUACCGAGAUAAAAGUUCCGCUGCCCUUGACCUCGAAGUAAAAGAAAAAAUCCACUGCUUGACCAGCUGUCUGCAAAAACAUUCGGAGAGAUACUGCGUUUUUACAAAGACAUGUGAGCCGUUGAACACUAUUUACUUAACACUCGUGAAAGACUGGAUGAGAGUGUAUGGCCGUGAUGGAGUCUAUGUCUUAAGAUUAGAGGACUGGCGUAAAAAUUGCGCAGAAGAACUUAAGAAACUCAUAAUAUUCUUAGAACUUCCUGCUCUCCCAAAAGAUGAAAUCUUGCGCAUAACGAGAAGAAAGACAUUGAACGUGAAUGCCCGGAAGGCCCAAGGUCCUGCUUUGUGGAACACAACUCGCGAUCUCUUACAAGAUUUCUUCAGGCCAUUAAACAAACGAUUUGCCAGUUUUAUGAAUGAUACGAGGUUUCUGUAUAAUGAGGGAUGACAAUCCUAAACACACAAAGGAUGUGUUUCACCCGGCGAUGGGGGGGGGGGGGGGAAGUACCACCACUGUGACCAGUACUUGAAUUUACACAUAUUUUUUUUAUGAGGAUACAAUGCGCAGCCAUUUUUUCUGACACAUAUUUUUCAACAUCAUCAUCAGUUUUUAUAUCAGAUGAUAUUGCUAAAAUGACAGUUCAGUUGAAAUAAGGCAGAAAAAAAGUUGGAAGAAAUAAAGACAGAACAAAAAUUCAAGUGUAUGUGGGUGUCUAGGUGAAGUAUAUUCCGUCGAUUCGUUCUGUUCAUGAACUGGUCAUCUGCAUUAAUUUAUAUAAACAAACAAUUAAAAUCGUUAAGACCCUCAUAAUGUUUAUGAAUAUAAAAUAUUUGUUCAUCGAGGCUUUGAAUGAAUAAAGAGAAGCAGAGUGUUUGAUAUUGUCAGGUAAAGCAUUCCAAAUAUCUGGACCGUGGUGUCUUAUCGAAUUAUAGGCCAUAAUAACUUUUGGGUUAGUUCAAUGGCAUUCGGAUGCGUGUUGUGUAGGAUAAGAAUGUAUAUUUCUAUUAUACACACAAAUAUUUCGAAAUGCUAAUGGAAAAGUAUUUAUCCAAAAUGUAUACAUAAAGAUUGCAGUUUGAAAAAUGUGAAUAUCAGCAAUUUGUAAUGUUUUUAAUUCAUAAAAUAUUGGAUCGAUAUGGGCUGGAUAAUGUAAAUGUGUACAAAUACGGAGUACUUUCUUUUGGAGACGAUAGAUUUACAUAAUUUUCAUCUUAUUACUAUUACCCCAUUUUACCUCGACACAAUGAGACAUGUAUGACAAAAUGAAAGAAUUUAAAGCAUAAAUAGUGACUUUUGUAAAAGAUAAUAUUUUAAUUUAUAUAGAAUGCCUAUGCCACUCGAGACUAACAUGCAAUUUUAAUCAAUCGUAACACCUCAAGAAUGUUGU